AUGAUCGUAGCAAUAUUGUUUGCACAUGUUGCCGGAUGUCUCGCGCUUGAAGGUGAACCGAGGGAGCUCCGCCUUCUUGGGAUGCUGCCGAUGACCGGAACUGCUUGGCCAGGAGGAAGCGCGUGUCUUGUUCCGAUCCAGAUGGCUUUAGCAGACGUUAACGCAUAUCCGAACCUUCUGCAUGGAUACAACCUCACAUACAAGUACAUAGACACCAUGUGUUCUCGCGGUAUUUGCGUCUAUAGGACAUUCAAGGCUCUCAACGAAUAUCCGAGCUACAUGAUGCUCCUAGGAGGAGCGUGUUCGCCAUGCACGGAGUCGACGGCAGAGGCUUCACAUUACUACAAUAUCACCCAGCUUAGUUACGCGUCCACAUCACCAAUCCUUUCGGACCGCGCUCGGUUCAAACGACUCUUUCGCUUGGGGGCCCCGGACCAGUCCAUGAAUCCUACCCGCGUCAAUCUUCUGGGGGCCUUCAACUGGCGCCAGGUUGCCAUAAUACAUGAGGCUCUGGAAUUCUUUUCUGUUUCAAUGAACGAGCUAGUGGUGGCCCUUAAGGAAGCUGAUAUAGACAUAAUCUCUCAAGAAGUCUUCAUCCAAGAUCCUAUCGAAAGACUGAAAAAUAUCAAGGCGUACAAGCUAGGCAUGUAUGGAAAGAAGAUCGUGUGGAUAUUCCCCGGAUGGCACUCCGAGAACUUCUGGCAAUCUCGACUGGAUGACAUCGGCUGCACUGCGGAACAAAUGAAUGCCGCCGCAGAGGGCUCUUUCCUGACAAGCGCUAUUUUCUACAACCCUAUAGAGGAGAGAGGAAUUGCAAAUAUAACAAGUUUCGAAUUCAAAAGUCGGUUAACAACGCAUCCGUCAUACAACCCCGCCACAAGGGACUACGACUUUGUGUCUGGACAGUGCUAUGAUCAUAUCUGGCUCUGUGCGUUGGCUCUUAACUGCACAAUCACUGCAUUGGAAAGCAUGGGUGGAAAGCGAGUACUGGUGGCCUACUUCCGACAGGAUCUCGCCCCUGCUUCUUACUUUGAGUGGAUCGAGGGUGCACUCGUCUGGAAAGACAAUAUUAUCCCACGAGACUCGACUCAUUUCGUGAACGAAGAGCAGGUCCUCCCUCUGUACAUUUACAUCACAAUGUGCUGCCUGGCCGGGAUCGGAAUGAUGUUCACUCUCGUCUGCUUCAUCUUUAACAUCAUUUACAGGAACAACAAGAUUGUAAAACUGUCCUCACCAAACAUCAACAACGUGCUUCUUCUAGGCUGCUUCAUGUGUUACGCGACUGUAUUCAUCAAAACAACGGAAACUGACAACGCAACUGUCUGUGAGACAAUUAAAGACUACCAACUGCUGCUGAUCAUUGGUAUAGUAGUGGCUGUGGUCAAAAUCGAAGCCCUGAACGACUCCCACCAGAUCGGCCUCUGCCUGUACAACGUCGUGAUUCUGAGCGGUGUCGGCCUAACUCUCUCCCUGCUGCUUGAUGGUCAGGUGAUUCUGCUUUAUGGCGUCACUUCUGGGUGUCUCAUCAUAGGCACCUUUGUCACAGAGAUUGUGGUCUUCUUCCCAAAGGUAAAGGCUGUGUACACUAAGGUUGACUCAGUGCCGGGAAAUGUCUUUCCUGGUCCCAGUUCUACUACCAUUGCGGGCUCGAUGAUGCAAAGAAAACAGACGAUUGCGUCUACAAAACUUGACAUUUAA
Dreissena polymorpha is the source of this 1698-nucleotide messenger RNA. RefSeq names its product gamma-aminobutyric acid type B receptor subunit 1-like. Gene Ontology annotation, cellular component: G protein-coupled receptor heterodimeric complex; membrane. Gene Ontology annotation, biological process: gamma-aminobutyric acid signaling pathway; G protein-coupled receptor signaling pathway. The transcript is spliced from 12 exons. NCBI's taxonomy places the organism in Eukaryota, Metazoa, Mollusca, Bivalvia, Myida, Dreissenidae. Bases 1 to 1698 code for a protein of 565 amino acids. The record is from RefSeq and is a predicted model, not a curated record. Gene Ontology annotation, molecular function: G protein-coupled GABA receptor activity.